Messenger RNA from Gallus gallus (chicken), 1232 nucleotides. Its product is annotated as thioredoxin-like protein 1. The record is from RefSeq and is a predicted model, not a curated record. Bases 67 to 927 code for a protein of 286 amino acids. NCBI's taxonomy places the organism in Eukaryota, Metazoa, Chordata, Aves, Galliformes, Phasianidae. The transcript is spliced from 9 exons.
UUCCUGCCGUGACGCUGCAGAUAGAAUCUGGUGCCGCCUGUGUGGUGCUCUCUGUUUCAUCUUCCGAUGAGGAUGGUGGGCGUAAAGCUGAUCGUCAACGACACCGAGUUCCAGCCUGAGCUGAGUGCGGUCGGGUCCCGCCUGGCCGUGGUGAAAUUCACCAUGCGGGGAUGUGGCCCUUGUUUGAGGAUAGCCCCAGCUUUCAGUGCUCUGAGUAACAAAUAUCUUCAGGCAAUGUUUUUGGAAGUGGAUGUGCAUCAGUGCCAGGGAACAGCUGCUACCAAUAAUAUAUCAGCAACGCCAACAUUUUUGUUUUUUCGCAACAAAGUACGAAUCGACCACUAUCAAGGAGCAGAUGUUGUAGGGUUAGAAGAAAAAAUUAAGCAGCACCUGGAGAAUGAUCCUGGAAACAAUGAAGAUACAGAUAUCCCCAAAGGAUAUGUAUGUAUGGAUUUAAUGGCAUUUAUCAAUAAAGCUGGCUGUGAAUGUCUUAAUGAAAGUGAUGAGCAUGGAUUUGAUAAUUGUUUACGUAAAGAUUCUACCUUCUUGGAAUCAGAUUGUGAUGAGCAGCUGCUUAUUACUGUUGCUUUUAGUCAACCAGUCAAGCUUUAUUCUAUGAAACUUCAGGGGCCAGAUAAUGGGCAAGGUCCAAAGUACAUAAAAAUCUUUAUCAACCUUCCUCGAUCUAUGGAUUUUGAAGAAGCAGAAACAAGUGAACCAACUCAAGCCCUGGAGCUAACACCAGAUGAUAUUAAAGAAGAUGGCAUUGUCCAGCUUCGCUAUGUUAAAUUUCAGAACGUUAACUGUGUAACUUUGUUUGUCCAGUCCAAUCACGGUGAUGAAGAGGCAACAAGAAUUACAUACUUGACGUUUAUUGGAACUCCAGUCCAAGCGACAAAUAUGAAUGACUUCAAGCGAGUACGCUAAUACCGCCGUCUGUUCCCAGACACUCCUAGGCGGAGAAUGUGGUAGUUGGCAAAAAAGGAGAGAGCCACUAGGAUGCGCAAGACACUGGAAGGCCUUAUUCCAAUCAACUGAGAUCUUCACUUCUAUCUACAACUCCCAGAUAAUUGCUUGACCCUAGCCAGAGGAUUUCAUUUAAUGCCAUUACCAAUAAAUUACUGUUUUUGUUGAGAUGGAGUUUCAGUAGUGUGACUGUUGUAGUCCUCGUUAUGUGUAUUUGUAAAUAAAAUUAAUUGCUUUUGUCAACAUUAAAUUUGUUAUUCUGCUAA